UCAUCUUAUUGGUUUGUGUCAUCUUCUUUGACGUCUUCUUCUGUCUUCUCUUCUUAUAUAAGCUGACAGUUGAACACCGUUGUCAGAUCAUCACACUGUCUGUUCUAUAUUCCUUUUGCAUUUGCACACAAACAGACAUGGCUCGUCUAGAUGUCACGGAAACUUUUCACAGCAUCAUGUUUCCUGGGCACAUGCAUACUAAAGACUCAUUGAAUUAUGCGAUCAACUUCCAAUUUCAGGACACAGAUACUGUAAUUGUCACCUACCCAAAAUCAGGAACCACGUGGAUGCAGGAAAUCAUCACUCUAGUUUUAGGUAAAGGGGACCCAACAAUUGCCCAAACUCAGCCCAACUGGGCCCGUGCACCAUGGCUUGAGCAGUACUACUGUGUUGAUGUUCUAAAAGCCUCUACCGGGCCUCGUAUUAUUACAACACAUCUGCCUUACCACCUGCUGGCAGAGGCUCUACAAGACUCCAAAGCAAAGGUUAUAUAUGUAGCCAGAAAUCUCAAAGAUGUGUUAGUUUCAUACUAUCACUUCCACAAGAUGGCCAAUUUUCUUCCUGACCCAGGCACUUUCUCUGAUUUUCUGAAUGAUUUCCUGAAGGGUGCAGUGCAUUAUGGCUCUUGGUUUGACCAUGUCAAAGGCUGGACAAGUCACACAAAAGAUAUCCACAACUUUCUUUACAUCACGUAUGAGGAAAUGUGUCAGGAUCUUCACGUGUCUGUUCAGAAAGUGAGUCGUUUCCUGCAGUGUAAUUUAACUGAGGAUGAGCUGAUGCUUGCUCAGAAGCACUGUAGCUUCAAUAGCAUGAAGGAAAAUACCAUGGUGAACUACACUCUCAUCCCUCAGGAGAUCAUGGACCACAGCAAGGGCAAGUUCAUGAGGAAAGGUAAAGUCGGAGACUGGAAGAACACAUUCACUGAGGAGCAGAGUCGUCUUGUUGAUGAUGUGUACUCUUCACAGAUGACAGAUUCCUCACUGCUGUUUAAAUGGGAAUGCCCUGAGAAAAGUGUAAGGCCCUUGAUGGCCAAUAAUACUUCUGAAUCCCACACACCCAGAGAGAUAGUUCAACUCACAUAACCCCUCAUCCCUGAUAACAUUCUUCAAUUUACAUUUGAGUAUGUUUCUAAUAUUUUACACUGAAAUGCUCAGUAAGUGGGUAAGCUAAGGUAUUUCAUUCUUUUCUGGGUGCUUUUUUUUCUACAUGGUCAAAAACUACAUAUAUAUAUAUAUAUAUAUAUAUAUAUAUAUAUAUAUAUACACAUAUAUACACAUAUAUAUAUAUAUAUAAACCUUAAGGCCGAGACCUUAAAAGAGAAAUGUAGCAUUGUUUACAUUAUAUAUUCCCAUAUUUUCCCAUAAAUCAUUACAUAUUUUUGUGUUUUAUUCAAUGUGACCUAAUUACUACAAGUAUUGUAAAGUAGCAAUGUUUGAAGAUGAACAAAAACGAUAUGUAUAUCAGAAUUUUAAUGUUAAUUGCGUGACAUUCAGGGUGUGUAUUUUACAAGGCAAUGUAAUGAAUGUAAGUGUAAUUUUAUCAAUCUGUUUGCUUAGUAAUAUUUAAUUAUUGUCUUGAAGUAUGAUGAUUUAUAUAAACCUACUUUACAACCUUUGUUUUUUUGUGCUAAUUGUGUCAAUUUUGAACCUGUUAUCCAGUGGAACGACACUCCAGCUGUGAUAAUGGACAAUGGGUGAUAAAACUGUGGCAAGCAAAAUGCCAAGGAUGUUUAAAGUAGCUGAUCUUAUUAGAUGUUCGUGUGAGUGUGAGGCUAAUCUAAAAAGCCAGAUAUUUCAAAAGUUAUUUGCUUUAAUGAAGAGAGUAAAGGGUUUAGAGGUGGGGUACUGCACCUGUGCUGCACUUCAAGUGAUUGAUGGCACUUGAAAUGCAUUUGGAAGAAAAUGCUCAUGUUAAAUACAUCAUGUUAUGCUCUGUACAAAGAACUGGCACCCUGUGGUGCAGAGUUUGUUAAAAUUCCCAUGAAAUCAAAAUAG
Carassius gibelio (silver crucian carp) is the source of this 1994-nucleotide messenger RNA. RefSeq names its product sulfotransferase family 5A, member 1 (gene sult5a1). The coding region runs from base 138 to 1082 and encodes 314 amino acids. Gene Ontology annotation, molecular function: sulfotransferase activity. Gene Ontology annotation, cellular component: cytoplasm. The transcript is spliced from 6 exons. The record is from RefSeq and is a predicted model, not a curated record. NCBI's taxonomy places the organism in Eukaryota, Metazoa, Chordata, Actinopteri, Cypriniformes, Cyprinidae. Gene Ontology annotation, biological process: sulfation.